GCCGAACCCCCAAACUUCGGGAGCGCCAGGCAGCGUGUCCACCUGCGGAACCAGGUUUGGCUGUUCCUGAGCAGCUAGGACUUGGUUCCUGACCAAGACGGAGGAGGGACUGGAAAGGAGAGAAAAGAAGAGAGCCAGACAGCCCAGCUGACCCCUUAUGCUUCCCCAGAUACGAUCUUAAGACUGUAUAUUCUGGAGGUCCCGGCUGUGCCUGUGUUUCAGGAUGCUCUGCUUGUCUGUAAUGUGGUUUCUCAUCUCCCUCCCCUGUCCACUAUGAACUGAUGGUCUCUUUGAGGGACCCAGCCCCUCUGAAAGGCCUCAAAGACCCCCUUGGCCUCUGCCUUCAGCACAGAGUUCAGGGUUCUUUUGUUCAGACGUAUCUGCGAGACUUCCCAGGAGAGCAUCCUUGGGCUCUACUCAUCCCCUGCUCCUAAAGGGAUGGAGGCGAUGGCAGCCAGCACUUCCCUGCCUGACCCUGGUGACUUUGACCGGAAUGUGCCUCGGAUCUGUGGCGUAUGCGGAGACCGAGCCACGGGCUUCCACUUCAAUGCUAUGACGUGUGAAGGCUGCAAAGGUUUCUUCAGACGGAGCAUGAAGCGGAAGGCACUGUUCACCUGUCCCUUCAAUGGAGACUGCCGAAUCACCAAAGACAACCGUCGACACUGCCAGGCCUGCCGGCUCAAACGCUGUGUGGACAUCGGCAUGAUGAAAGAAUUCAUCCUGACAGACGAGGAGGUGCAGCGUAAACGGGAGAUGAUUAUGAAGCGCAAGGAGGAAGAGGCCUUGAAGGACAGCCUGAGGCCCAAGCUAUCCGAGGAGCAGCAGCGCAUCAUAACCAUCCUGCUGGAUGCCCACCACAAGACCUACGACCCCACCUAUGCUGACUUCAAGGAUUUCCGGCCCCCAGUUCGCAUGAAUGGGAGUCAAGGAAGCUAUCCUGCAAGGCCCACACUCAGCUUCUCUGGGGAUUCCUCCUCCUCCAGCUCUGAUCCGUACACCACCUCACUGGACAUGAUGGAACCAUCCAACUUUUCCAACCUGGAUCUGAAUGAAGAGGACUCUGAUGACCCUUUGGUGAACCUGGAUCUGUCCCAACUCUCCAUGUUGCCCCAUUUAGCAGACCUGGUCAGCUACAGCAUCCAAAAGGUCAUCGGCUUUGCCAAGAUGAUACCAGGAUUCAGGGAUCUCAGCUCUGAUGACCAGAUUGUGCUGCUCAAGUCAAGUGCCAUUGAGGUUAUCAUGUUGCGCUCCAAUGAGUCUUUCACCAUGGAUGACAUGUCCUGGGACUGUGGCAGCCAGGACUACAAGUAUGAUGUCACUGAUGUCACCAAAGCUGGGCACACCCUGGAGCUGAUUGAGCCCCUCAUAAAGUUCCAGGUGGGGCUGAAGAAGUUGAACUUACAUGAGGAGGAACAUGUCCUUCUCAUGGCCAUCUGCAUUGUCUCCCCAGACCGACCUGGGGUACAGGAUGCCAAGCUGGUUGAAGCCAUCCAGGACCGCCUGUCCAACACACUGCAGACCUAUAUCCGCUGCCGCCACCCACCCCCAGGCGGCCACCAGCUCUAUGCCAAGAUGAUCCAGAAGCUGGCUGACCUUCGAAGCCUCAACGAGGAACACUCUAAGCAGUACCGCUCCCUCUCCUUCCAACCUGAGAAUAGCAUGAAGCUCACCCCCCUUGUGCUAGAGGUGUUUGGCAAUGAGAUCUCCUGACCAGGGUGGGCCGCAGUGGUGCCUGGGUGGGGCUCCUCCUCCGGGGCCCCGUACCCAGGCUCUGGGCUGGCUGCAGCCCAGCAGUGCCUCCUGCCCUUUCUGGAGUUCAGUGCUUUCACCGCCAUCACCCAUGUCUGUCUGGCCCAUUCUUUCCAUUGCCCAUCCGUCCCCCUUUCCUGCAGACCACAGGUCAGCCCUGUCCCUUGAGACUUCAGUUAUGAGAGACUGCUACUCAUUUGACAAAGAAACUCAGGUGGGAGAAGAAAGCAGAGGCUGCAGGCAGAGCCCUGCCUAGGAAUGUUCCCACUCUGAGGGGAUGCUGCUUGUGUCAAGGGAUGCAGGCAGGAGAAAUGUGCCCAUGCCCCCGGGAUGGCUACCUGUACCUCCCCUGACUCCAGCCCCCAUGCCCAGAGCCUGGUGGGAAAUCCCCUCCCCUGCCAUAAAGGGUACAUGGCCUACCCACAAUCCCCUGCGUCCCACUCAGCCUGCUGCCAGUGUGUGCUAUUCCAUCCCUGGGCAGUAGGGCCUCCAUCCUCUGCCAUUGUAUUCACAGACUCAUUCACUGCCAAGAUGACCGAAUACACUACCACACUGGUCAAUGAGUAUUCACCUAGCACCAUAGUUCCUAUCUUUGAGGUUUUGUCAUGGGAACCCCCAGGCCAGCACCUCUAGGACAGACCUUCUUCUCCAUUACCAGAACCACUGACCUAGAAAACGCCUGAGGAUAGGCCCCAGGGGGUGGAACCCAGGCCCGAGUAACAGAGCUAGCCUCCCAGCAGGACCAUGAAUGGAGACCCCUCUGUCCUUGUCAUCAAGCCCAGGGUCCCCCAGCCUGGAGAUAGUGAGAUCUCUUCUCUCACCUACAGAUGUGUCCGAACCAAAUGUCCCCAACUUUCAGAAAAUUCCCAGCCCUGUCUUCACCCCUGACCCUGCUAGUGCCUUACCACCUGCCUUGGAAAGCGCCUCUUUCUUGGGCCUGACCCCCUGGUCACCAAGGAUGUCCCAGAAGUCAUCUCAGCUUUUCCAACACCCCCAUUUGGAUCAGCAGUGCCCCCUCACUUACUUGGGGGAGCUACCUUUUCUCCACCUGGUAGAGGGGGAUGGAGUAAAACCAAGAGCUACCUGGGUGGGCCUCCAAGCUUGCUUUGCAGAUAGAAAACCAGACAGGAGUAUUCCACACUCAGGGGUUAGGUGGAGAGGUGGUCAGAAUGUGUGGGUUACAGUGAUAUGGGGCCAGUUCCCUCCUGAUUCCCUCAUUCCACCACCCCAAAGUCAGUGGAGACCUGUGGAAUGGACAUGUGAUGGGCUAGGUAUGUAUCUUCAAACUCCAUCUCUUCCUCUGCAGCAGCCCAGCCCGGGAGUUUGGAGCCCUGCCCUUGCUCACCCCCAAGCAUACCCCCUUCUGAUCAUGGGUUGUAGGUGUGCGGGACCCACGCAGAAGAGGUUCUCAUGAGGGGGGCUCACAGAAGGCCCUUCAAAUACACGUUAGAUUUGGGGAACACGGGCACAUUGAAAGCAUCAGUAGAGUGCGAAGGUCAGUGGGAAUUGAGCCCCAGAUGUGUCCUUCUAUCUACAUUUUUUUUAAUUCCCUAAAAAUCCUGGGGAAAAAAUUAACAUUGCAAGAACCAUUAGUGCCCACCUGGCCCUGUGUUUCCCAGAAUUCAAUUGGAAAACAUCUGGGGCCACGUUCCUGUAUUGCAUAACGGCAGUCAGAAGGCUUCAUGUAGGACUCAUUGGAUGAGGGCUGUUUUCAGGGUUAGACUGUGUUCUAACACUGAAGUGGCAACACCUGUGUUAACGAUUUAUGAGUGUGUGUGUGUGUGUGUGAAAAUACUGUGCAUUGAUCAUUGUCACUCCACAAAAAACUAGAGAAACCUUUGAUUUUAGCUGCAGAACACAUUGAUCCAGCUCGCUAUUCAAUGGGAGGGAAAGUUUGAAAAUCGCUAAGCUACUGCAACCCCUUUAUGACGAGAACCUGCCAUUAGAUGAGAGUGUGGCUUACUGGGGCUCUUAUAAGUGGAAACAUCCCUGUGCCCAGCACGUAUAGUCCUGGGCCGAUUUAUAUCAACCCUGUUUCCCACUGCUCUGGUAGUUGACCCAAGAUUUGAGGAAGUCCUGGAUUUUAGAGCAAAACUUCAUCUGGGACUUUCUUUUUCCCCUAAGUAAAAAACCCACUCACCCAUCCAGAGGAGGAUGGCAGGCACUCCGGCCUCCCUGAGUGAGGCCUGGCUUUUGGGCUCUCCACCUCAGCCCUGUGUGUUGCUGUUGUCUUGUCAAUAAUAAUUGUCUGUCUUUGGAACGCCUCCCUCUCUGUCCUCUUCCCUUCCUGCCCUCUCCAUGAAACUAACGGGCCUGAGAAGGCCAGUUACUCAGCCCAAAGGCCCACCACCACUGAGGGAGCCCCCUAAAGGAAGCCUAGGAGCCAGGAGGAAAAUGAAACAGGGCCAGGUAGGGUUGAGAAGCAUCUAGUUUGCUUAUUCUGAACACACAAAGGUAGGCAUUGAAAGAGCUCACACUUCUGAGAGGUAUUUUAUUAGACAUGAAGGGGAAAUGGACAGACACCAAAAUGGAAAAUCAGCAAGAUUUCCUGAGAUAGGCCAAUCCUCCAGCUGUCUAAGUGGAAGAAAGUAGGGAGUCCCCGCCAGGCCAACAGAGAUAAAUGACGGAUAUUGCAGAAGUUAGACAUCUAAAGAGCCUGCCUCCAAAGAGGGAAAAAAUGUUUUCCAAGAGCUUGUCAAAUAAACCAAUGAAAAUGCUUUGCCAAUGGUGAUAAAAGUGGCUCAUCCUUACACAGCAUUUGUGACGAAAACCGCUGUAAAUAAACGCCUCGUGAAAACCAA
This is a messenger RNA of Mesocricetus auratus (golden hamster), 4550 nucleotides long. It is a transcript of the gene Vdr, whose product is annotated as vitamin D receptor. The coding region runs from base 439 to 1710 and encodes 423 amino acids. The record is from RefSeq and is a predicted model, not a curated record. Gene Ontology annotation, molecular function: zinc ion binding; nuclear receptor activity; vitamin D response element binding. Gene Ontology annotation, cellular component: nucleus. Lineage: Eukaryota; Metazoa; Chordata; Mammalia; Rodentia; Cricetidae. The transcript is spliced from 11 exons. Gene Ontology annotation, biological process: multicellular organism development; cell differentiation; negative regulation of transcription by RNA polymerase II.